UUACUCCAUUGAUUGCCGCCGCUCCCCAAAACCAAUCUUUGUCUCACAAUCUUCAAAUCGAGCAAAACAAAAUCUCCAAAAGAAAGCUUCCUCCAGCUCACAAAACCUUUGAAAACUGAAUACAAUGCCAUCCAACCACAACAAGAAUACCAAUGAGAUGGUCGAAUCCGAGGCCAACGCUCAUCACACCGGUUGUGGUGUCCUUGGACGCUACCCAGUCCUCUCUGUUCUGAUCUUUGCGGCCACUGGUUUGGCUAUUGGCAUUGGGCUUAGUGCAUGGGAACCUGAAGAUCCCACGGACAAGGAAACUGCUGUCAAGUGGAUUGGGCUUGUGGGUGAUAUGUUCAUCCGUGCCCUGAAGGCUGUGGUGCUUCCGCUUGUCUUUGUCAACGUAAUCUUGUCCAUGAUUGAUAUGAUGUCCGUUGGACGUGCGAGUGUGGUUGGAGGCAAGACCAUUGGGUUGUACCUCUUGACUACUUUCGUUGCUUCAAUCAUUGGCAUUGUUUCCAUCCUCACCUUCAAAGGCCUCUUCAAGACUGAAACAGUUGACAGCAACUUUGAGGCCAAGGUCCUACUUGGAUGUUCCGCCGAAGAGGGUUCCUACCUUACCCAUGGCGCCAAUGGUACCGUUUUUUGCACUGCUUCCAACCUCACGGAAGAUAUGAGCAACUACUUUACAAUUGAAGACAUCGACAAAACCUUCGUCCAUUCCUCAACUGGUGUGGCAGAACUCUCCUUUUCCGACACCUUGUACGAUGGUGUCUUUGUCAAGAUGAUCCCCAGCAACAUUUUCGUAGAGUUUGUCAACUCAAACUUUGCCGCAGUUGUGGUUUUUGCUAUCUGUUUGGGUGCAGCCUUGUCGCGUUGCCUCUACAAGCGCGGAGUGAAUACUGCUGAUUCUGUCCUGAUCAACUUUUUGAAAGAGGUGGAUGAUGUACUGAUCACUUUGAUUCACUGGAUCAUUGCCAUCACUCCCUUUGCUGUCUUGUCUUUGAUUGCCAGCGCUGUUGGAGGCCAAAACGAUCUGGCUGAUGCAUUCAGCAACGUCGCCUACCUGUGCUUGGCCGUCAUGAGUGGAAUGUUUGUCCAUGUCUUUGUGACCUACACAAGCAUUUUGGGUUUCAUUACUAAGUCAAACCCCUUCGAGUACAUGCGAUUCAUCAUCCCGGCCCAGACCACGGCGUUUGCGUGUGCCAGCAGCGCCGCCACCCUUCCCGUCUCUAUGCAGUGCGCCGAGGAUUCUGGCAAAGUCCCUCCUUUCGUCGCCCGCUUCGUCCUUCCGCUCGGAGCCUCCAUCAAUAUGGACGGAUCUGCCAUCUAUUUCCCUUGUGCAUGUGUCUGGUUGGCAGUUUUGAACGGCAUUGAACCUACUUUUGGCAACUACGUAUUGCUCUCUUUCCUGUCUACCAUUGGAAGUGCUGGAACUGCUCCUGUCCCGGCAGCUGGUUUGGUGAUGGUUUUGACUGCUUACAACUCUGUCUUUGGGACCACUGGAGUUCCAGAUGGUUUUGAGUUUGUUGUGGCCAUUGACUGGUUCUUGGACCGUCUUUGCACUGUCGUGAACGUUACGGGCGACAACAUUGUGGCUCGCUCCAUUGCCCACAUGGUCGAGGAGGAGGAGGAUGACGAGAUGGAAAAGCCCGAUGCCUCAACCAGGACCAAGCGCAUGUCCGUUGCCGACUCCAAUGAUGAGGGAAGCAACCUCGAAGAGGAGGAAGAAGGCAUUCCACCCGCUCUCAAGAUGCCCGACUUCUCUGUCUAAAGGAUCCUUAGAAGCGAUGGAUCCCUUUCAUGCUUCCAUUCUCCUCUUCCGAGCCUCCAAGCCCAAAGAAGUAUCUGACUGGUUGGCGAAACCGCUGGCUAGCACCAUGCUAACGCCACCAGGUCCAACCUACAUGUAGGUAUCGGUACCAGUGUGUAUGCAAUUUUAUUAUGAUAAACUAUAAACCCUGUUUUGGAUAGUUAAAA
Molecule: messenger RNA, 1968 nt
Organism: Seminavis robusta
Lineage: Eukaryota; Bacillariophyta; Bacillariophyceae; Naviculales; Naviculaceae
Source: the annotation of a GenBank genome assembly